Bactrocera oleae (olive fruit fly) is the source of this 1446-nucleotide messenger RNA. It is a transcript of the gene geminin, whose product is annotated as geminin DNA replication inhibitor. Gene Ontology annotation, biological process: negative regulation of DNA replication; negative regulation of cell cycle. The record is from RefSeq and is a predicted model, not a curated record. Gene Ontology annotation, cellular component: nucleus. Lineage: Eukaryota; Metazoa; Arthropoda; Insecta; Diptera; Tephritidae.
AUAUACAAUAUCAGGAACAUAGUUAGUACGAGUCGAGACAAAUUUCAAUAUUGGUUUAUAUAUUUAAAAGUUAAAUUAAAAUUAACGCAGCAAUUAAAAAAGCGAGGUCAAACCAAUUUUUUAAGAGUAAUUUUUACAAUGUGUUUUAACAAUAUUCUUCAUUAAAAAAAGUUUUCAAAUUGAAUGUUGUUAAUAAUAUGAAUGAAUAAUUCUUUCCAGUCCUUAAAUCUGCAAUUUUUUUGUAGACUUUAUAGUGCAACCAUAUGCAGAAGUGCAACUAACUUCUGUUGUCUAUUUAUUUGGCGCUUUAAUUUGACAUUUAUAAUAGAAGAGCAGUAAAGGAAUUUUGUUCAACCACCAUAUUUUAAAAAUAGUAUAAUUUUAAAGCAGCACAACGGCGUCUUUUACGCGCGUUCAAAUAAAUUUGUUUAAACUGUAUUAAUUACAAAUCAAUAAAAUGUCUCAUGUCUCCACGAAAAAGAUCUUCAUUCAAAUUGAAUCCGCAGCGGAACAACAGGAGAAUUUAAAGAAUCAACGCAAGACCUUUAAGGUGCUCCAGCCAGGUGGCAUCGCCAUUGACAAAGAAAACUUGGCUGGGCGCCCACAAAUUGACAAACUGAGCCGCCUCAAAGCCUCUACUGAGGCCUCUUUGGCUUCCACAGAUUUUCCAAAACGCAAGAAGGUUGAGACGCGUGCUUCUGAAACUCAAACUAGCCCACAAAAAAAUGCCAGCGUUGGAGAAAAAAAAACAAUAACAGCUGAGGAUCUUACUAGCGAAGAGAAGCCCGGUGAACUCUAUUGGGAACAUUUAGCAGAGAAACGGCGUGAAGCUUUAGAGGAGACGCUCAAAGAAAAUCAACAUUUGCAUGAACGCAUUGAGGGAUUAGAGGCAGAAUUGGAUACAUCUCGUCAAAUGUUGGAGGAGGCGCGUAAUUUGGUCGAAGUAUUGACGGAGAUGUUAAAUGAAAAUGAGGCUGAGCGUGAAAUUGAAAGUGACGGUGGUGUCAUAGGCGGUGAAGAACAUAGAGGAAAUGCUGGCAAUAUACUGGACGAUGAUGACAACAGCAAUGCGUCCAAAUCGAGUGCCGAAGCACCAUUACCCAGAGUAGAGCAUACGAGGUUGGAGCAGCCUCGCACACCUUAAGUACAAUCUGCAGGAGAAGGCUGAAUGUUUAGCUUUACUUUAUUAGCUCAAUUGGAGUCGUCUCGCUCAACAUACUAAUUUACAAGUUUAUUACUAUAUUACUAUAUAUUACCUUAAAUACGUUAGUUUAUUUAAACAUUUUUGUAUUAAUAAUUUUACCCGACAAGUACGCACCAAAGCAAAAAGACGGAAUUCUGUUGCCCAGUAUCGGUGCUCCAGUGCAGUACAAAAUAGUUAAUAAUCCUCAAAUUUAUUACAACUUUUUUUAUUUGUAAUUAAAACCCAAACGUUCAACUGUUUAA